CCUAGCAGUGGAGAAAGCUGGUGCACAGGCUUGCAACGAAGCCCAUCGCAGUUUGACUGUUUGAGCAGCCCACCCCUCUCUGCAGUAUGCAUGUUCGCCAGGGAAUCCGCGAAGCGCUCACGUCCCAGCAGUGUGUUUCACCGGCCAGAGACCAUCUACUCAAGAGUCGAGGAUAAUAAAAUUGGAUGUGGCAGGCGGACCGGAGGCGGAAAGCCCGGAGUGACCGGAGGAAUACAGUAUUACUACAGGAAUACAGGCUGCCGCUCUCCUCUGAACGUGGACAAUCAUGCAUGUGCUCUUCUGGGGAUUGGGGUUCCUACUAUUCCCUGAUUUCUUGAAUGUGGUCGCAUCUACGGGGACAUUGUUUUUGAAUUCAAGCACAGUAAAAGAGGAGAUCGCCGCUUAUGAGAUUGUGACACCGGUGCGAGUGAAUGAAGCCGGUGACAAGUUUCCAACCAGUGUGCACUUCAAGAGGAAAAGACGAAGUUUGGACGAGAGCACCGGCAAUACUACGGAUCACUGGGCCUCGCCAAAUAUCCACUACAGAAUAUCUGCUUUCGGACAGAAUUAUCACCUCAACCUCACGCUGGAUUCGGGAUUUAUCGCACCUCUCUAUACUGUGACAGUACUUGGAGUACCCAGAGGAGAUAACAUAACGGAUUUUGCAACAGAUGGGGAGCUAGAGGAGGAGGAGGAGGAGGAGGAGGACACGGAGUUAAGGCACUGCUUCUAUAAGGGACAUGUAAAUGCACAAGCAGAACAUGCCGCGGUCAUCAGUUUGUGCUCCGGACUGCUUGGCACUUUCAGGUCUCCAGAAGGGGAGUAUUUUGUGGAGCCCCUACACAGCUAUCAAGGGGAACACUAUGAAGAGGAACACACAAAACCUCAUGUUGUAUACAGGAAGAGUGCACCCAAGAAACAACAGACAUCUGGGGAAAACUCAGCUUGUGACACUUCAGGACACAAACAGAGACAUAAGAGACACAAGCUUAAGAAAAGACCGGUGGCUGGGGUGACCGCCGCGUCGAAUGCAGCCCCUGUGGUCAGUGCUGGUAUAUUCAAUGACGUGGAGUCACUGAGUGCUGGCCUGGCCAGCGAUGCUUUGCUCAGAUCAGAGAGCGGCGGUGCUAGCGCUAGACCAUCAAAUGAUAGCAGCGGUGACUCAGGACCUCACAGGAGAUCAAAGCGCUUCCUCUCCUACCCGCGCUUCGUUGAAGUCAUGCUGGUGGCCGACAGCAAAAUGGUGGAGCAUCACGGCAGCAACCUACAGCACUACAUACUCACAUUAAUGUCCAUAGUAUCUUCCAUCUACAAGGACCCCAGCAUUGGCAACCUGAUUAACAUUGUAAUUGUAAAGUUAGUCAUAAUAAACAACGAGCUGGAUGGUCCAGUCAUUUCAUUUAAUGCACAGACCACUUUAAAGAACUUCUGCAUCUGGCAGCAGAGCCAGAACAUCCUGGAUGAUAACCACCAUUCCCAUCAUGACACUGCCAUCCUAAUCACCAGGCAGGACAUCUGCAGAGCAAGGGAUAAGUGUGACACCUUAGGACUUGCGGAGUUGGGGACGGUGUGUGAUCCAUACAGGAGCUGCAGCAUCAGUGAGGACAAUGGACUCAGCACUGCAUUCACCAUCGCCCAUGAACUUGGCCACGUGUUCAACAUGCCUCAUGACGACAGUAACAAGUGUAAGGAGGACGGAGUUAAGAUUCAACAACAUGUGAUGGCUCCCACACUUAACUACAACACAAACCCUUGGAUGUGGUCCAAGUGUAGCAGGAAGUACAUCACAGAGUUCCUCGACACAGGAUAUGGUGAGUGCUUGCUUGACGAGCCCGUUUCUAGGCCGUACAGUCUCUCGCAGCAGCUGCCUGGACGGAUAUACAAUGUCAAUAAACAGUGUGAAUUGAUAUUUGGGCCGGGAACGCAGGUGUGCCCUUAUAUGACCCAGUGUCGGAGGCUGUGGUGCACCAGUCCAGAGGGUGCCCAACGGGGCUGCAGGACCCAGCACAUGCCAUGGGCAGACGGCACUGACUGCUCCCUUGGAAAGCACUGCAAACACGGCCUGUGUAUAGCCAAAGAGCAUGACGCCACACCUGUGGAGGGGGCGUGGGGAGUUUGGAGUCCUUUUGGUACCUGUUCGAGGACAUGCGGCGGGGGCAUCAAGAUUGCCGUGCGCGAAUGCAACCGACCCGUGCCAAGGAAUGGAGGAAUGUAUUGUGUGGGACGCAGAAUGAAGUUUCGUUCCUGUAACUCUGAGCCGUGCUCAAAGCAGAAGAAGGACUUCAGGGAGGAGCAAUGUGCGGCUUUCGAUGGCAGGCAUUUCAACAUCAACGGUCUACCUCCUAAUGUUCGCUGGGUGCCCAAGUACAGCGGAAUCCUAAUGAAAGACAGGUGUAAGCUGUUCUGCAGGGUGGCAGGCAGCACGGCCUACUAUCAGCUCAGGGACAGGGUUAUUGAUGGCACACCGUGUGGACCCGAUACCAACGACAUCUGUGUCCAGGGCCUGUGCCGGCAAGCCGGCUGUGACCAUGUAUUGAACUCUAAAGCCAGGAGGGACAAGUGUGGUGUGUGCGGAGGUGACAACUCUUCCUGCAAAACUGUGGCAGGCACCUUCAACAUUGUCCGCUAUGGCUAUAAUGAAGUUGUGCGAAUACCCAGUGGUGCUACAAAUAUAGAUGUGCGUCAACACAGCUACUCAGGGAAACCGGAGGAUGACAACUACCUCGCCAUAUCAAAUAGCCGUGGAGAGUUCCUGCUUAAUGGAGAGUUUGUGGUCAGCAUGUUCAAAAGGGAAAUCAAAGUAGGAAGUGCUGUCAUCGAAUACAGUGGUUCUGACCAUGUCAUUGAGAGAAUCAACUGUACUGACCGCAUCGAGGAGGAGAUCAUUGUCCAGGUGCUGUCUGUGGGGAACCUUUACAACCCAGAUGUCAGGUACUCUUUUAACAUCCCCAUAGAGGACAAACCUCAGCAGUUCUUCUGGGAUGCCUAUGGGCCCUGGCAGGAGUGCAGUCGCCUGUGCCAAGGAGAGCGCAAGCGGAAGAUUCUCUGUAGUAGAGAGUCAGACAGGGUGGUGGUGUCAGACCAGAGGUGUCACGGUGCAGCUAGACCUGCUGUCAUCACUGAGCCAUGCAACACUGAAUGUGAACUCAGGUGGCAUGUGGCUCGUAAGAGUGAGUGCACAGCCCAGUGUGGCCUGGGAUAUCGUACCCUGGAGAUAUACUGCGCCAAAAUCAGCCGUACAGAUGGCAAGACCCAGAAGGUUGACGACCGCUACUGUAGCGGUCAGCACAAACCUGAUGAUAAGGAAGGUUGCCAUGGGGACUGUAACCCGGGUGGCUGGGAGUACUCGCCUUGGUCAGAGUGCUCCAAGAGCUGUGGUGGGGGCACCCGCCGUAGAGGGGCAGUGUGUCGAAAGGCAGCCGAGGCUGGUGGUGAUGAAAGCAAAUGCAGUCAAAGGGACAAGCUGACCGUCCAACCCUGCAAUGAAUUCCUCUGUCCACAAUGGAAGACUGGCGACUGGUCUGAGUGCCUCGUUACGUGUGGGAAAGGCUAUAAACACCGUCAGACCUGGUGCCAGUUUGGUGAGGACCGUUUAGACGACGGCUUUUGUGGCUCAUCUAAACCUGAGUCUGUGCAGACGUGCCAGCAGCAGGAGUGUGCCUCUUGGCAGGUCGGACCUUGGGGACAGUGCACUACCUCGUGUGGGCCAGGCUACCAGAUGCGAGCAGUGAAGUGUGUGGUUGGCUCUUAUGGUGCUGUUAUGGAUGACACUGAAUGUAAUGCUGCCACACGACCCACUGAUACCCAGGACUGUGAACUGGCCCAGUGUCCCAGCAGCCACCCUGUUCCCCCAGGGACCAAAGUCCCCUCUCACCAGGGCCACAAAACUCAGUGGCGGUUUGGUUCCUGGACCCAGUGUAGUGCCAGCUGUGGCAAAGGGACCCGGAUGCGCUACGUGAGUUGCCGUGACAACCAGGGUGGUGUGGCAGAUGAGUCGGCGUGCGCGCACCUACCGAAGCCACCUGCCAGAGAAGUGUGCUCAGUAGUGGCCUGUGGACAGUGGAAAGUGCUGGAAUGGACAGUGUGCUCAGUAACCUGCGGCCAGGGGAAGACGACGCGGCAGGUACUGUGCGUCAACUUCAGUGACCAAGAAGUGAAUGCUAGUGAGUGUGACCCAGACGAUCGUCCUACCACAGAGCAGGACUGUGCUAUGUCUCAAUGCCCGUCCCGCUCCAGUGAGACCCGACCUUUCCCGUCCUCACCAAAUGCCAGUGCCAGGAACAACCUGCCUCGUAGCCAAUCCCACCAAUGGCGGACUGGACCCUGGGGCGCGUGCUCCAGCACAUGUGCAGGAGGUUUCCAACGGCGUGUAGUAGUGUGCCAGGAUGAGAAUGGGUACCCUGCCAACAGCUGUGAGGAUCGCAGCCGGCCCAGUGAGCAGCGAUCCUGUGAGUCAGGGCCAUGUCCACAGUGGAUCUAUGGCAGCUGGGGAGAGUGCACCAAGCCAUGUGGAGGUGGAAUAAAGACGAGGCAAGUGGUGUGUCAGCGGCCAAACGGCGAGCGUUUCAAUGAUCUGAGCUGCGAGAUCCAUGACAAGCCACCAGAUCGCGAGCAGUGCAAUACUCAGCCGUGCCCGUCUAGCCCCCACUGGAUCACAGACCCAUGGAGCUCGUGCUCUGCCGCCUGUGGAAGAGGAUUCAAGUCCCGUAAAGUGAGCUGCGUGACCGGCUCUGGUCGCCCUGCCUCGGAAGACAACUGCCAGUCUCUGUCCCCCAAACCCAGCAAGCAGAGGCGCUGCCGAGGUGGACGAUGUCCCAAGUGGAAGACUGGCAACUGGGGAGAGUGUUCAGCAUCGUGUGGCGACGGCGUCCAGCGACGGGAGGUGUUCUGCCAGGUUGGAGACCGACGGAGCCCGCUGGAGAGCGGCUGCUCCCAGCGCUCCAGACCGGCGUCCAGCCAGAGCUGCCGGGUCGCUGACUGCCCCUCCCGGUACCGGUGGAGAGAAGGAGACUGGCAGACGUGCAGUAAGUCGUGUGGAGCGGGCCACCGACAACGAGCCUUGCAGUGUGUGGACCACAACCAGCAGGAGGUCCAUGAGAUGUACUGUGUGAACCAGAUCAGACCUCCAGAAAUAGAGAGCUGUAACAUGAAUGCCUGUGAGUUAAUCUGGAUCACAGGGGAAUGGACUGAGUGCUCAGCCAGCUGUGGCCAGGGCUACCGCCAGCGUCUGAUCUCUUGCAGCGAGGUGCAUGUGGAGAAUGACAACUAUGAGUAUGGCCAUCAGUCUUUGUCCAACUGCCCCGGGACCCCCCCUGAAAGCUACAUGCCUUGUAAUUUGGACCCGUGCCCGCCGCAGCAGGAGUGGAGGGUUGGAAUCUGGGGACUGUGUUCAGUGAGCUGCGGUGAUGGAGUGAUGGAGAGGACGGUGCAGUGUGUGGCAGCAAAUGGUCAGGAAAGCAAUAAGUGUUCUCAAGACACCAUGCCAGAGGCCAGAAAGGUCUGCAGAAAUCCAAGCUGCCAUUUGCCAUCCAGCUGUCAAGACGUCCAGAGCAUUAAAGGCCCCCUCCCAGACAGCGAACACUUUCUCAAUAUUCAAGGAAAAGCACUCAAGGUCUACUGUGCAGGAAUGCAGACGGAGACUCCACAGGAGUAUAUCACCUUGACGACGGGAGAAAGGGAGAAUUUUUCAGAGAUCUUUGGCUUCAGGCUCAAUGACCCCACCCAGUGUCCAACCAAUGGCUCCAGAAGAGAGGACUGUGACUGUCGGAGAGACUACACCGCCGCUGGCAUCACCACCUUCUCCAAAGUCCGCCUGGACCUCAGCAAAAUGAACAUCAUCACUACAGAUUGGCAGUUUGCUUUCACCCGUGAAGGCAAGAGUGUUCCUUUUGCAACAGCUGGAGACUGCUACAGCGCCGCACGAUGUCCACAGGGGCGAUUCAGGAUCAAUCUCUCAGGAACAGGUUUUAAGGUGGCUGAGGACACCUCAUGGACUUCCCAGGGAAACUAUGCAGUGGCUGAUGUACAAAAAUCACAGGGUGGCAGCAGAGUGUCAGGAAUGUGCGGAGGCUACUGUGGUAAAUGUACACCGUCCUCUGGCUCCAGCCUGCCUGUAUCAGUGGAAUACAUCUAAUACCAUCAGACAACACCUAUUCCCAUUCAUCUCGACAGUUCUCUUCAGGUGCUUGUUGUGUUCAAAACAUCCCUCCUCUUUGGUGCUACUACAGCCAACUCAGAGCUUAAACCCGUCCUUCACAUGACCUCUUUUACUCCUGUGUGUGUAUAUUGUAAAUGAAUCUGCUGUAAGUACUGUACAUAGCAGGAUACAAAUGUCUUAUUUAUUGUACUCUCCAUUUAUUUUUGUAUUGUAAUAUAAUUUAACAGUUGCCAUUUAUGAGAUUUUUUUUUUGCUAGAUUGUCCCUUCCAAUUUAGAUAUUUGCUACUUGGACUUUUUAGUACUGCUAUUACUCUAUAGUGCAUGUGUUACAGCCAUAUGUUCUUUUCAAUACUAAUUCAGUGAGUUGUGUUUAUUCCAAUAAUGUUAUUGUUGUGAUGGGCCUGUUGUCCAUAUGUAGCAAGGUGUCUCCAAUUAGUGGGUCUUAUUUUAAACCUUUUUUUUGCUUCAGGCAAGAUUUUGGGGACAGUACAGAUGCCAAAUAUAAGCACAGAGCCAUGAGGAGCUCCAUGAGCAGAUUUUUUUGGUUAGGGAAGUUGGAAGGCUUUCGUCCGCAGCAGAGAACAUAGUGCAGGCUCAUGAACUGUAUCAUGUGCGACAAUAACACACUGCAAGAUACUGAAUGUGGAAAAGACACUACAGGGAUGAAGCCAAUUCAUGAUCCAUACACCAGCAUCAGUGUCAUUCUGAGCUGAAAGAAAAAGAUCACAGCUUCAAACCUCUUUGCAGGAGGACAGGUAUGGGAGAGCAACUGUGAGUCAGUUGAAGGGUCUGAUCAUGUAUUUUUAUAGCUUUAAAGAAUGAAUGCAUGCAAUGUUAUAAGGAGUUUGGGUUAUAAGGAGUUCGGUCUAGACCUGCUCCAUUUGAAAAGUGUCCUGAGAUAACUUCUGUUAUGAAUUGGUGCUAUACAAAUAAAAUUGAAUUGAAAAUAUUUAAUUGAAUGCAUCAAGAAGGGGUAGGUGUGGACGUAGGUUUUACAGGCCAGACCUUGGGAGGAAGUGAGAUGUUUACUGAUACACAAACACAGUGCAGUAUUACACAUAAGUACAAACACACUGGAACACAUUACUGGACCACAAGGAGAAGGCUGUAGGUUACAAGAACUGUAGAGAUUAUCUUGCCAGACAUCAGAGAGAACCGAAUCCCUCUGUGUUCUUGCAUAUCUCUCAGGUAGCGUUCAGUGACCAGAGAGAGCCAUUAGCCUUUAGCUCUUAGAGAGCAGACAGGUUAUCUUAUCUGGAGCAACUUGAAAGAAAGACUUCACCCCGGGCCAAUAAAAUUCCAGUAGAUACCCCGGAGAUAUAAUGCAUUGGUCCGGCCCUGGAGACACCUCUCAAACUGCUAAACUCACAGGCCCCGCAGCGUGCUUUCUGUCCAGAUGCUGCCUGUAAACUGUUGCCUUGUGUGCCUCACAUUCUUCUCUCCGUCUUUGUUUUUAAGCAUCUGUCCAAACUGUACAUACAGAUGUCCUCCCGUUCAGAGCAUUCUGACCUGUUGUUUUUGUUACAAUAUCAGGGUACUUUUUGUGUAUAUGUAAGUUUUUGUAUCUCUUUAGUCAGUUUCUCUUUAGUUUAUGGAGUUUUGUGAGCAGAUUUUAUUUUUGCAGAAACAGGAAGAAACCAUACAAGUCAAGAAGGAGAUACAAAAAUAAAUAUUUUUUUUACGUUCUUGAAGCCUUAACUCUGUGUAUGUAGGGUACCUCCUGUAUCCAUUAAGAAGCCAUAUUUGCUUUUAAGCCUUUCUGUACAUGGUUGUAUUUCAGUGCUUUAUGUGAUAAUGUGCACUCUUCAGCCAAAGGGAAUUUCACAGUCUUAAUCUGCCACUAUACAAGUAUGAAACAAUAUUAAGACAUAAAGACCGAUAGUCGCAACUGAUAAAUGCCCUUCUCAUUGUGAAUGUCAGAAGAGUUCUCAGGUGUCAUAAAUCAAGGGAUUAUUAUGAUUUUGAAGUGUAUUUAUCUUAUUUUACAAUGUAUUAUUGAAGUGUCAUUAUAUAUGCUUUAUUAUAUAUGCAAAUAUUUAUUUUAUCUUUUCUUAACGUGAAUGUACAUAGGCUUUGGCCAUAAAUGACUAUGAAGUACCAUGCAGUAUCGUAUAAAUGAACUGUCUGGCAACACAUUUCCUGUUUUGUGAAUACAUUUAUUUAUCUGUAUGUCAUAUCUGCAUAAAGUGUAUAAGCAGAGUUUGGUGCUACCAUAUGAAAAGCAUGAUUUAUAUGAAAUUAGAUCAGAAGGAAAUAAAAUGCCUGACAAAUUCCAA
Molecule: messenger RNA, 8434 nt
Organism: Dicentrarchus labrax (European seabass)
Lineage: Eukaryota; Metazoa; Chordata; Actinopteri; Moronidae
Product: A disintegrin and metalloproteinase with thrombospondin motifs 9-like
Exons: 40
Coding region: 287-6133 (1948 amino acids)
Biological process (GO): proteolysis; extracellular matrix organization
Cellular component (GO): extracellular matrix
Molecular function (GO): metalloendopeptidase activity; zinc ion binding
Source: RefSeq, a predicted model, not a curated record